UAUAAAAUAUAAAUGUCAAUUGGUUGUUCCCAAAGAUAUUGAGUAGAAGUACAAAUAAAACCUCUUUGGUUGUUCCAAAGAAGAAGAAGAACUAGUAUACAGGAGGGCGAAACUUAUACUGGUGACUGAAAAGUUCGUUGACAUUAAUUUGUUGCAUCGCGCUUCUUUAAAUUGACUGUUCUGUGGUAGUGCACAGUAGUGUUCUGUGUCAACUGUCAAUUAUUCCUAACCUAACAAAAAUUUACGUCCAACAGGGACGAAGAAUUGGUCAAAAUUUUAAUAUUAAUCUAAAUACCAAAUCUACCAACAGUCACAUAUUUGGCUAUUAUGUCCGAAAGUGUUUCAGAAUAUGAAAAAUUUAAGCAAGAUUCUCGAAUACCAUGUAGGUAUGGUGAUAAAUGUUACCAAAAAAAUCCCGCGCAUUUGGAAAAAUACAAACAUCUACCAAAAAAAUUAAAAAGAAAGCAUAACAUGAAGUUAACGCCUUUAAAAAAAGUUAAAUUAGACUCAGAAGUUGAAGCACAAGAAUCGGCAGAAACCAACCAUGAAAUAGAUGAAGAAACUUCUGGCAGCAUCAGUCAGAAAGAACAGAAAAAGGAGUGUAUCUCUUCUAGUGACUCUGAACAAAAUGAUGAAAUAGUCAACGAAAAAAUUUUGAUUAAGGAUCAGCUCGAUAUUUCAGAAGAGACUUUGGAAAAGUCACCCGAAGGUGACACUAAACCACAAAUGAGUGAACAAGAUAACAAUAAAGAUGAAACGGUUGCAAGCAAACCUUUUAAUCCAAAAGAAUUUAUCAGGGCUAGAUUUCUGGUAAAUAUGCCAAAAGAUUUUUAUGAUUUUUGGGAUUUCUGUAAAGAAUUAAAGCCAACAGCUCCUAGUGAAGCCUUAAAGAGUGUUGGAUUAGAACUAAUAGGGCCCUAUGAUGUUCUUGCUGACAAGUUCAAACACAUUAAAAGAUCACCUGAAGAAUACUUACGACAUUGGAGAUAUUAUUAUGAUCCUCCAGAAGUCUUUGCAGUAAUUAAAGAUGAUAAUAGUACAGGAUAUCAUAUAGGGUAUUUUUAUGAUUCACCUGAUGAGCCCCCUGUGUUUUUAAUUAGUAAUUAUGGAACAAAAGAUGGAGUUUUUACAAAAAUGGGUGACAACAUUUUUGCUGCUCUGCAUUUGUAUUUAGUGGAAACAAAAAAAACUGGAGAUCCGUUUAAAAAGUUGCAAGUAGGCAAAUUAUUGGUAUCACUAAACAAAAGAAUCGAAUCAUUAAAUUUAAAUGUUUCUCAACAUAGUCAGCAAAUGAAAGAACGACAGCUUAAGGUCGUUGCAAAAACAUUUAACAAAAUAGGACUUGUUGUUCCCUAUAAUAAAAAAACACAAUUAGGGUAUCGUAAUCUAGCAAUGGAGGAUAAAGAUUUAAUAACUUUGUUGAAUAAACUGGAAAAGGCAGCUCCAGAACAAAGGUCAAAAUAUUUAUCUGAUUUACAACCUGUUCUUACAUAUGCAAACAUAGCGUUAGAUGAAUGCGAUUUUGGUACAGGUAUAAAACUUGGAUGGGAACUACUCUAUCAUGGAAUUGACAGUUUGAAUUCUACAAUAUCACAGUUUUUAUCAAAUUCAUAUAAGCUACUCAAUAAAGAAGCUUUUGCUAAAAUAGCUGAAGCACACAUGAACAAGAGAAAAAAAGGAUGCAACUUAAGUAUUAUUUAGCUAUGCAUAUUUUUAGUGAACUGUAAUGAAUAAAUGCCUUUUCCUAA
Molecule: messenger RNA, 1748 nt
Organism: Zophobas morio
Lineage: Eukaryota; Metazoa; Arthropoda; Insecta; Coleoptera; Tenebrionidae
Gene: Hpf1
Product: histone PARylation factor 1
Exons: 4
Coding region: 328-1701 (457 amino acids)
Biological process (GO): DNA damage response; regulation of protein ADP-ribosylation
Cellular component (GO): nucleus
Molecular function (GO): poly-ADP-D-ribose binding; histone binding
Source: RefSeq, a predicted model, not a curated record